This is a messenger RNA of Staurois parvus, 930 nucleotides long. Lineage: Eukaryota; Metazoa; Chordata; Amphibia; Anura; Ranidae. The record is from the annotation of a GenBank genome assembly.
AUGAGUAUUGACAGCUGCCCAUAUUUGAAUACCUCUACAAUACUGGACCCUAUUCAGUUGGUGAUCUAUAUUCCCACAUUCAUCCUGGGCUUUACGCUGAACUCAUUCGCUUUGUGGAUCUUCUGUUGUUCCAUGAAAAAAUGCACAGAAGCUUCAAUAUACUUGGUGAAUCUGGCAAUCCUGGAUUUUUUUCUUGUUAUGUCUUUACCCAUAAAAAUACAUUUCUCCCAAGAUAAAAUCAAGGUGAGCAGUCAUCUGUGUGGCUUUCUACAAUCCCUCUACUUUACGAAUAUGUAUGGCAGCAUCUACACAAUUAUGUUCAUCAGCUUGGACAGAUACAUAGCCAUUUUGCAUCCUUUCUGGACCAGGGUUUUGCGCUCACCCAAAAAGACCAUAAUAAUAUGUGUCACUAUAUGGGUCUUUGUGUGGAGUGUUUCCUUAUUCACAUUUUUUAACAAACAAAAAUCAGAAAAUGGUAAAUGUUUUCAUAACAUGUCUGACAACAUUUGGAGUCCUAACUUAAUAAUACCUCUGGAAAUGUUUGGAUUUGUGAUUCCUAUGACCAUCAUAUUAUAUUGUUCUAUUCAGAUCAUCAGGACACUACGGGUUCCCAUAUCUUCCUCAGUAGAGUCUGAAGAGUCCAAGGCUGUUAUUGUACGAAUAAUCAUCUGUAAUCUGGUGGUGUUCGUGAUUUGUUUUGGUUUUACUCAUAUUGGCAUCUUCUUGCAGUUUCUGGCUCGAAGACAGAUCAUUUCAGACUGCACAGUGAGAAAACACAUCAGCAUAUUUCUGCAGGUGGCACUCUGUAUAUCUAACAUUAACUGCUGCCUUGAUGCCCUUUGCUACUAUUUUUCAGUGAAAGAAUUCCGUGCCAAACUUAAGUAUAAGCCAAGUGUGACACAGGUGGAAAAUGUGAAUACUUAUGUCUGA